Messenger RNA from Eucalyptus grandis, 1413 nucleotides. RefSeq lists its product as uncharacterized. NCBI's taxonomy places the organism in Eukaryota, Viridiplantae, Streptophyta, Magnoliopsida, Myrtales, Myrtaceae. Gene Ontology annotation, molecular function: metalloendopeptidase activity. Bases 288 to 1346 code for a protein of 352 amino acids. Gene Ontology annotation, cellular component: membrane. The record is from RefSeq and is a predicted model, not a curated record. The transcript has 4 exons. Gene Ontology annotation, biological process: CAAX-box protein processing.
GGUUUUGCAAACUCCAAAUUAGAACCUCGCCUUGUCUCAUUUUCGCAACUUGCCACUCGAUAUCAACAACGACGACGCCGUAGCUGUCACCGGGCCACGACCCCCGCGCCUUCACGGCACCUCCGUGCCCGAACGAACCACCAGCAGCAAGCAGUCGACCAACCGGUCUUCGCCGCCAUCCAUCCCUCCCCCUCCCUCUCGUGCCCGGCCGAAUCCGAUGCUCGGAAUCGGAGCGUCGCUUCCAAUCUGAUGCAUGCUCCGCCUCGAACCCGCCGGUGCUUGCCUCGAUGCCGCGCCCUUGCGUCCCCUGCGCCGCCUCUCGCGCUCCUCCUCCUCCCCUCCUCCUCUCUCCCUCCGCCUCUCGGCUUAGGGUUUUGAGGCGGCGCUCCGCGGCCACUUCCCUCGCCGUCGCUCGCCGCUCGCCCUUCGCUACCUCGCUCCACAAGCCUUCGAAGCAGAGGUGGAGAUUUUCAUGUUUUCGACCUGAUGAAUUUGCAUCAGAAAAUCCUGAUUCUGAGUCAGUGGAAGACAAGAGGUUGGAAAAGUUAGAGAACCAUGAUAUUGACCAAUCAAAUAAUGGGAAGAAGAAUUGGUUUUCAAGCAUCCUUAAGGUGAGAGAUGCAAUUUUCAGAGCAAAACCUUGGACGGUGCCAUGGACUGCGGAGACAAUUCUGCAGGUAAUGCUUCUAUGGAUUGCAUCAUUUUGGUUUGUGGGAUCUUGGAUUAUACCUUUCCUGGCUCACAUGGGAGGGUUCAGAAAGGAAACCCUAACAUACAGAGGCCAAGCACUGUACAGCCUCUUGACUGAUGUAGUAGAAGGUCUUGCUGGAAUUGCCAUCCUCCAUCGUUGUCUUGCAAGAUUCCGUCCCCUUCCAUCCGAUUGGUUUAGGUUCAGCCUUAAAGGAAAAUGGCACUUUGAUGUUGGUCUAGGCUGUCUUAUGUUUCCGCUUGUAAACCGUUUGUCUCAAGUCAACCUUAAUUUAUUGCCUGUUCUUCCCUCUACACCAGUUACAGUCUCCACUGUUGAGCAAUCGAUAGUUGCACGGGACCCCGUGGCCAUGGCCCUUUAUGCUGUGGUGGUUUCAAUAUGUGCCCCAAUUUGGGAAGAGAUUGUCUUCCGUGGGUUUCUUCUACCUUCCUUGACCAAGUACAUGCCAGUAUGGUGCUCAAUUUUGGUGAGUUCAUUGGCUUUUGCUUUGGCUCAUUUCAAUAUGCAGAGGAUGCUUCCGCUUAUAUUCCUAGGAGUGGUGAUGGGUGCUGUUUUCGCACGAUCGAGGAACUUGUUGGCAUCGAUGGUGUUGCAUAGCCUUUGGAAUGCAUUUGUAUUCUUAGAUUUGAUGAAAUAAUAUCACCUCAAACUGUAUAUUCUUUGACCAGCUAGUUGAAAAUUGCCAUCAUUUUUUUCUAAUUACA